Messenger RNA from Diachasmimorpha longicaudata, 2364 nucleotides. RefSeq names its product angiotensin-converting enzyme-like. Gene Ontology annotation, molecular function: metallopeptidase activity; peptidyl-dipeptidase activity. NCBI's taxonomy places the organism in Eukaryota, Metazoa, Arthropoda, Insecta, Hymenoptera, Braconidae. Gene Ontology annotation, cellular component: plasma membrane. Bases 320 to 2233 code for a protein of 637 amino acids. Gene Ontology annotation, biological process: proteolysis. The record is from RefSeq and is a predicted model, not a curated record. The transcript has 6 exons.
GAAAGCGAGCGAAAUAAAAUUCAAACGUCUAUGAUAAUCAUAAAGGUCUUUGAUACAAAGGAAAAAUAAACCCUUUUAGUUUAUUUAUUGUUUAUAAUACCGAAGAAAGAACAAAACCGAUUUCCAAGAGUAUUAAUCUUGUCAAUGUCCGCCAUAAUGGUUUCCCUUCUAUGAAUGAUUAACCGCAAAAAAAACAAUUGGAGCGAUUGGGGCGAGGGAGGGGGAUUCAUUGUACCGUAUAAAUAUCUGGAGAUAGUGAGUAUCAAAACAGUGGAGCUCUGAUCGUUGCUGACUUGGGAAGGCAUUUCACCAAGAUACAAUGGCGAAUCCCUGCUCAACAGUGAUUUUCUUCAUCAUCACCUUGACCUCCUGGAUAAUUUCAACGAGUCUCGUCGCUGGGCAGGAAAAUGUAAGCACCACCACUUAUACCAAUAAUUCGUUAUUGGCACGUGCGAAACAACUGUUGAAUAAAGUUGAUGGAGAGUAUGGCCAGUGGAAUAAUAAAUUAACUCUGGCCUCUUGGAAGUACGCGUCAAAUUUAACUGAUGCAAAUCUUAAAAACCAAAUCAAUGUAUCGGCACAAUUUGCUGAUUUCGUGCGACAAAUGACGGUGGAAAUAAAUGAUUUCCCAUGGCACGGUAUUGAGGAUAAACAAAUUAAAAGACAAUUUAAAAAAUUGUCGAGUCCCGGUGCGUCGGCCCUGCCCAAGGACAAGUACACUGAGUACAGUGAAAUCAUCAGUAGAAUGGAAAAUAUAUACGCAACAGCUAAAAUAUGUGACUUUGAAAAUCCAUUUAACUGCAAUUUGGCAUUGGAGCCGAACUUGACAGAAAUAUUGAUAAAGAGUCGUGAUCCUGAUGAAUUGAAAUAUAUAUGGACGGCAUGGAGAGAUGCAAGUGGAAAAAAAAUGAAAAAUUAUUUUAUACGAUACGUUCAAUUGAGCAAUGAAAUAGCCAAAUUAAAUAAUUACACUGACAUGGCGGCAUAUUGGAUGAAAGAUUAUGAAGCUGAUGAUUUUACUGAACAUAUUGAGGCCCUGUGGCAACAAUUAAAACCUCUCUAUCUCCAAAUUCAUGCAUAUGUACGACAUGCUCUACGCAGAAAAUAUGGAGAGGAUCUUGUCCCCAGAGACAAACCGAUUCCUGCACAUCUUUUUGGUAAUAUGUGGGCACAAAGUUGGGGAAAUAUUGCUGAUAUAGCAACACCUUAUCCAGGUAAACAACUACCAGAUGUUACUGAUGCUAUGGUUCAACAAGGAUUGAAUGCCACUGCUAUUUUUCGAAUAGCAGAAGAUUUUUUCACCUCCAUUAAUCUCACCGCAAUGCCCGACACCUUCUGGAAUAAUUCCAUCCUGGAAAAACCCGACAAUGUCGAGUUAGUUUGUCAUGCAAGUGCUUGGGACUUCUACGAUGGCAAAGAUUUUCGAAUAAAACAAUGUACCAGAAUUAACAUGGAAGAUCUAUUGACUGCCCAUCAUGAAAUGGGACAUAUACAGUACUUUCUUCAAUACCGAAAUCAACCAACUGUUUUCAAGGAAGGAGCUAAUCCAGGCUUUCACGAAGCAGUUGGAGAUACUAUUGCUCUGAGUGCAUCAACUCCAGAGCAUUUGAAAACAAUUGGACUGCUUGAUGAUAUACCAACGGAUAAAGAAGCAGUUCUCAAUCACCUCUACAUUAAUGGACUUGAAAAAAUAGUAUUUCUUCCAUUUGCUUAUAUGAUGGACAAGUGGCGAUGGGGUGUCUUCCAAUCUCAUAUACUCCCUGACACUUACAACUGCCAAUGGUGGAAUUUAGCUGAAGAAUUUCAAGGCAUUACUCCACCUAGUCCACGUAGUGAACAAGAUUUUGAUCCUGGUGCUAAGUACCACAUAAUUGCCAAUGUUGAGUACAUCAGGUACUUUGUCAGCUUUGUAGUCCAAUUUCAGUUCCACAAAGCCCUUUGCAUUCAAGCAGGACAAUAUAACCCAUCAAACGUAACGGGAAAAUCAUUGAGCGAGUGCAACAUUUAUGGGAAUGUCGAGGCUGGAAAUUUAUUCCGAUCCAUGCUGGAGCUUGGAUCGUCGGUGCCAUGGCAAGAUGCUAUGGAAAAAAUCACUGGUCAACGAAAAAUGGAUGCUAGUGGACUUUUGGAGUACUUCAGACCUCUACAGCUGUGGCUCGAGGCUGAGAAUAAAAAGAACGGGGAACACAUUGGCUGGAUAACGAGUAACAAGAUUUGCGCAGCAAAUCAUUAAUAUUUUACACCGAGAGAUACAAAAACUAUAAUAUUGCCUACAAAAAUGAUUGGCGAAUAUGGAAGAAAAAGCUCAAUAUGUACUCAAUACAAUCACUGUGAUUUGUUUUUUAAUAAAUAUGAAAUACGAAA